GCGCAUGAUCAGUUUAUUUCAAAUACACGUUUGCUGCAGCAACGACGUCGUCAGUUUACAUGAACAAUUGUUUCGCCCGUUAGGCCCCAAAAGACCAAGAUAACAUGAGCGUCACAGAGAUAUGUGAGAACACCAAGAUGGGGCGUGAAUACGCCCUCCUGGGGAACUACGACACAUCUUUGGUGUACUACGAGGGCGUGCUUCAGCAGAUCCAGAAACUUCUGGUUAACAUCAGGGAACCGGAACGCAAACAUCAGUGGCAGAAGGUGAAACAAGAUCUAGCCAAAGAGUAUGAGCACGUCAAAGACAUCAGUAAGACACUGAACAGCUUCAAGACAGACCCAGUAGACCCCCCAAGCAGUGCCCCAGCUUAUAGGCAGCCAGCACCUUACUCUCAGCCCCAGGAACCCCCUAGAGAUCCCGAUGUCUGGCCACCACCAACCCCAGUGGAGCACAGGCCAUCACCCCAGUAUCAGCGAGGAGCCCGCAAGGACCCUCCGCGGCGGUCCGAACCUAGCAAGCCGUCCAGGGGUGCACCCGCACGAGAGCAGCCACGCCCAUCGGGUGGGCGUGGUCCCUCUUACGGUGACAAGAGGAACGACGGCAGGGGCAGAGGUGGUGGCCGGGACGACAGGAAGGUCAAUCGCAAAGAUCGGGAUGCCAAAGGCUCAGCAAAUGCCGAGGAAGGUGACGAGAAGAAAUUUGACCCCUCUGGUUACGACAAGGACUUGGCUGAAAAUCUGGAGCGAGACAUUGUACAGAAAAACCCGAAUGUCCACUGGAGUGACAUAGCUGGCUUGACUGAAGCCAAGAGGCUGCUUGAGGAGGCUGUAGUUCUACCGCUCUGGAUGCCAGACUAUUUCAAGGGAAUCCGUAGGCCGUGGAAGGGGGUUUUGAUGGUUGGUCCACCAGGAACUGGCAAAACAAUGCUGGCCAAAGCCGUGGCCACCGAAUGCGGAACAACAUUCUUUAACGUCAGCUCUUCAACGCUGACUUCCAAAUAUCACGGCGAGUCGGAGAAACUGGUGCGAAUUUUGUUUGAAAUGGCACGGUUCUACGCGCCCAGCACCAUCUUCAUUGAUGAGAUCGACUCCAUUUGCAGCCAGAGGGGUGGGGCCUCUGAGCACGAGUCCAGCCGGAGGGUGAAGGCAGAACUCUUAAUUCAAAUGGAUGGUGUGACAGGCGCCACAGGUGGCGAUGACUCUACAAAGACAGUGAUGGUCCUGGCAGCUACCAACUUUCCCUGGGACAUUGACGAGGCAUUGAGGCGUCGACUAGAGAAAAGAAUUUACAUUCCACUCCCCUGCGCCGAGGGUCGGGAGCAACUGCUGCAAAUUAACACCCGGGAGGUGCCUCUGGAAGACGGCAUCGACAUGAAAGAAAUUGCCAAGAUGCUGGAGGGUUACUCAGGCGCCGAUAUCACGAAUGUCUGCAGGGACGCCUCCAUGAUGGCCAUGCGGCGUCGCAUUCAGGGCCUUCGGCCCGAGGAGAUCCGCCUGAUCCCCAAGGAAGAGUUGAACCAGCCCACAUCCAUGGACGACUUCCGCGAGGCCAUCAAGAAGGUCAACAAGACAGUGGGGAAAGAGGAUCUGGUCAAGUAUGAGAAAUGGAUGGAUGAAUUUGGAUCGGCGUAACCCCACCUUAAGUGCCUUACGCACAGAGCGGUUUUAAGAUGCACAAAAGAUUUGAACCAGUUUUUUCAUGUAAAGUAGCACUUUACAUGGCACCCUAGUAUUUUCACAUUUAUUUUACUUAUUCUCAUUGUUGAUUUCUAAGCCACCUAGUUUAUGAAAUUGAAGUUAUUUUUGAGUGUAUUCUACAUUAAUGACUUGGAGUGUCCCCUCAAGAACAUCUGAAAAGUCUCUAUCAAGUUAUUCGUGUGAUGUUUUUCCAUUAUUAAUCAUACUUAGACAAUAAUAAUAAUAAGGCACUUAUAAGGCGCACUUCAUCUGUAAACAUUCAAAGGCGCCGGUCCAAGGUAGAAAGCGAAAACUCAAUUUUGUGUUCACGAUGAAAAAGCUAGUGAGAUAAAGAAUGUUUUGAGAUGCUGCUGAAAAUGUUUGAUGUCAUGUUCUUGUCCUAAAUGAUCAGGGAGUUCCAUAAGUGAGGUGCAAUGCUAGAAAAAAAGCUCUGUCUCCAUAACUGGUCAGCCGAGUCCGGGGAACAACAAGGGUAUUGUUGACCUCGGACCGGACCUGACCCAGUGGGGUUGCAGCAUGUUUGUUAAACAAAAAGGGCCAGAGCCGUGGAGUGUCUUGAAUGUGAGAUGGAGGAUCUUGAACUGAAUUCUGUAUUUGAUCGGUAACCAGUGUAGCUUGUUGAGGAUGUGAUCUGUUCUUUUGGAGCUUGUUAGAAGACAUGCGGCGAUAUUCUGAUCUGUUCUUUUGGAGCUUGUUAGAAGACAUGCGGUGAUAUUCUGUUCAAGUUGCCGACGAUGAAUUGUACGGUGUGGAAGACCAGUGAGCAGGCUGUUCCAAACGUCGAGUUUGGUAGUAACAUAAGCUAGAUUUAACUAGCUUAUGCUGUGGCCUUCAAAUGCUAAGUUUUGUGAAGUUCACAAUUUUUUAAUACCUGAAAACAAAGGAGCAAAGACAUUCUAUCUGGUUACAACAGUUUGUGAUGAUUAAAUAAUUUGUCCAUUGACACGAAAACUUACUUAAAGAAAUUCCGCUCAGACUGUAUCUGAAAAACUUUUCCAUUGUUUUGGUAAUACAUUCAGAUCACACCAAUUGUAAAAGUAAAAAUCAUUCUUCUGGAGAAAUGAAUUCUGAUGCACAUAUAGAGAUUCGUUUUGUUCAGUUAUUUCUCCUAGUUUCAUGCAUGUAUAUACACGUUUUUCAGUCGAACACUCUGCGUGUAUUAUGCAUGUGACCCUUCUGGGUUAGAAGAUUAAUACAUAAUUCAUACAUUAAUACAUAUUCAUGUAUUUAAUUUGGAGUUAUUCCUCCAAACUGCUUAUGCCGGUGGUUGCUGUGAGCUUAUUAAAAUAAAUUAUUAAUCCA
This is a messenger RNA of Acanthaster planci (crown-of-thorns starfish), 3002 nucleotides long. It is a transcript of the gene katnal1, whose product is annotated as katanin catalytic subunit A1 like 1. NCBI's taxonomy places the organism in Eukaryota, Metazoa, Echinodermata, Asteroidea, Valvatida, Acanthasteridae. The record is from RefSeq and is a predicted model, not a curated record. Gene Ontology annotation, molecular function: ATP hydrolysis activity; microtubule binding; ATP binding. Gene Ontology annotation, cellular component: microtubule cytoskeleton. Gene Ontology annotation, biological process: microtubule severing.